Messenger RNA from Cyclopterus lumpus (lumpfish), 3108 nucleotides. It is a transcript of the gene selp, whose product is annotated as selectin P. Gene Ontology annotation, cellular component: membrane; external side of plasma membrane. Gene Ontology annotation, biological process: response to cytokine; heterophilic cell-cell adhesion; leukocyte tethering or rolling. Gene Ontology annotation, molecular function: sialic acid binding; oligosaccharide binding. The record is from RefSeq and is a predicted model, not a curated record. The transcript has 17 exons. Bases 43 to 2877 code for a protein of 944 amino acids. Lineage: Eukaryota; Metazoa; Chordata; Actinopteri; Perciformes; Cyclopteridae.
UAUUGAGUAAUUCCCUGCAGGAGCAUUAAUACCACUUUGCCAAUGAUUGUCAGCAAAAUGUUUCAAGAACCAGUUGAGACGAGACAAAGCCUGCGUCGCAUGUUGCUGAUAGUUGCAUUCAUUGCAUUUGUCCAAGACCUGAGCAGCGAGGGAGGAGCACAGGCAUGGACCUACAACCACAGCACCACUCCGAACCGCAGAUGGCUUGAGGCCCGCGAGUGGUGCCUUAAGCACUUCACAGACAUGGUGCCCAUCCGGAGCCGGGAGGAGAACGACUUCAUGAACACCGUGCUGCCGUUUAACCGAGGAUAUUACUGGAUAGGCAUCGGCAAAGAGGGAGAAAAGUGGGUCUGGAAAGAAACCCAUGAGAGGGUGCCCAAAGAUGCUCAGAAUUGGGCGUCGGAGGAGCCAGAUAACAUAGAAGCUCAGGACUGUGUGGAGAUUUACAUUAAGAGGGAGAAAGACACGGCCAAGUGGAACAAUGAGAGCUGUAAAAAGAAGAAGGGAACCAUCUGCUACACUGACUCGUGUACAAAGGACUCCUGCAGUACCAAUGCAGACUGUGUGGAGACCAUUGGAAACUAUGCCUGCCGGUGCCAUCCUGGUUUCCUGGGGCCACGGUGCGAAGAGGCAAUCGCAUGCCCACCCUUGCUGGAUCCAGAACGAGGUUCUCACAACUGUUUCCAUCCCCACGGGUCCAAUCGUUUCAACUCUUCCUGCCGUUUCCACUGUGAACUCGGCUUUCAGUUGGUCGGCGUGUCACGACUCCGAUGCCAAGCCAGCGGACGGUGGAACCACCCCGCCCCUCUGUGUCGAGUCGAACGGUGUCCAGUUCUGAACCCCACCAGCGUCGGUGCAGGUAGUCUGAACUGCAGCCACCCCAUCGCCCCUUACAGCUACAACUCCACCUGUGGGGUCAGGUGUGAUGAGGGCUACGAGCACAGCGGGCCUGACCAGAUACGCUGUGACCUCAUCGGCCAGUGGACGGCCAGUGUCCACGCAUGUACAAUUAAAAAGUGCUCCCCCAUUUCCUUUCCUGCCACGGGCAACGUGACCUGUGUGAAUCUGGAUGCUCCGGAGCCUUUCUCCUUUGGCUCGCGCUGUAACUUCACCUGCCAGGAAGGCUACCACCUGACCAGAGAGGACACAGUCACCUGUCUGGCCUCGGGACAAUGGAGCAACCCGACCCCUACAUGCGCAGUGGUGCAGUGCAGCAGUUUGAAGGCUCCACCUCAUGCCUCCAUGCAAUGCCAUGACCCUUUAGGAAAGUACAGCUAUGGCUCAAUAUGCACUUGGCAAUGUGAAGAAGGAUUUGAUCUGAUUGGCACAAACGUGACGACAUGUUCUUCACAGGGCAACUGGAGUUGUGCACUUCCUGUUUGCCUGGCUAAGCGGUGUGACCCAAUAGAUCCUCCUCAUGGCUCCCUAAACUGUUCUGACCCAAAUGGUUCCUUCAGUUUUGGUUCUGUGUGCACGGCAGCCUGUGACGAGGGCUUUCUACCGAAUGGGACAGCCGGCCCUGAGUGCACCUCCCUGGGCACGUGGAGCGCAGACUUACCACAUUGCCUGGCGAAGACAUGUCCGACCCUGAGCUCUUCCUCUCACGGCUCCUUAGGCUGCUCUGAUCCUCAUGGAGAGUUCAGCUUUGGUUCACGGUGCACGUCAGCUUGUGAGGAGGGUUUUCUCAUGAAUGGGACGGCUGACACAGAGUGCACCUCGCUGGGCACGUGGAGCGCACACAUCCCACAUUGCUUGGCUAAAAGAUGUCCCGCUGUGAGCUCUCCCUCUCACGGCUCCUUAGGCUGCUCUGAUCCUCAUGGAGAGUUCAGCUUUGGUUCACGGUGCACGUCAGCUUGUGAGGAGGGUUUUCUCAUGAAUGGGACGGCUGACACAGAGUGCACCUCGCUGGGCACGUGGAGCGCAGACUUACCACAUUGCCUGGCGAAGACAUGUCCGACCCUGAGCCCUUCCUCUCACGGCUCCUUAGGCUGCUCUGAUCCUCAUGGAGAGUUCAGCUUUGGUUCACGGUGCACGUCAGCUUGUGAGGAGGGUUUUCUCAUGAAUGGGACGGCUGACACAGAGUGCACCUCGCUGGGCACGUGGAGCGCACACAUCCCACAUUGCUUGGCUAAAAGAUGUCCCGCUGUGAGCUCUCCCUCUCACGGCUCCUUAGGCUGCUCUGAUCCUCAUGGAGAGUUCAGCUUUGGUUCACGGUGCACGUCAGCUUGUGAGGAGGGUUUUCUCAUGAAUGGGACGGCUGACACAGAGUGCACCUCCGUGGGCAUGUGGAGCAGAGGAAUACCCCACUGUCUGGCGCAGCCAUGCCCUCUACUGGCCAAAGCUCCACAACAUGGGAGGAUAAAUUGCAGUCAUCCAUACGCCUCUUUCAGCUAUGACUCCCACUGUGACUUUGAAUGUAAUGAGGGCUUCCGGCGGAGAGGAACACCAACUCUGACGUGCAACAACUCCGGUCACUGGAGUCAAGAUCUACCCACAUGCCAACCUGUCCAGUGUGAAGCCAUUCGGGCCUUGCCUCUAUCACUGUCGAUGAACUGCUCCCAUCCUUUGGGGAACUUCAGCUUCAGGUCCCAGUGUCUCUUCUCCUGUGAAGAGGGGUUCUCCCUGAAUGGCACAGAGGUGCUGCUCUGCUCCUCCUCCGGGUUUUGGAACGACAGCCGGCCUAACUGCACAGGCAUUCUAGUGCAGAGGGCGGCAUUGCUGCUGUCUGUGGGUAUCGGAGCCUUGGUCGCCGUGCCGCUUGUCCUCCUUGGACUGGCUUUGAUUAUAAUGCGAUUUAAGAGAAGAGGAAAAACAAACAUGUCUGAUGCACCUGCGUGGGGAGACAGAGAGAAUCCAGCAUUUGAUUUUGAGACUUGAUUUUUAUUUUAUUUUUUUCAAUAAAUACUUUUGAAAUAUUGCCGCCUAUUGCUGGCUGUUACAAUAUUAAUCCUGGUAGUUAUUGUAUGAUAAUGGUACCAUACCUUAACUGUGAUUUUAAAUUUAACAUUUUUGCUUGAAAAAUCUUCCCAUUUUCAGUUUUAAAAGACAUAAAAUAAAAUGUGCUUGUAUAUUGCUUGAUUUUUAAUAAACAAAUAGAAACGUCCUGAA